GUUCAAUACUGAUAGUGUGUGUGUGUGUGUGUGUGUGUGUGUGUGUGUGUGUGUGUGUGUGUGUGUGUGUGUGUGUGUGUGUGUGUGUGUGUGUGUGUGUGUGUGUGUGUGUGUGUGUGUGUGUGUGAGAGCGAAAGAAAUUGAGCUGCAGAGACACUGGCUAUCCAUGGUAGGUUAAAUAAUUCUAGUGAAGUAACCCUAGUGGACCACACUAUCUGCCACAUUGUAGAACUCCAGGUUCUGCGUCUAAUCAGCAAUCAUAGGAUUCAUUCAUGCUCCUUAGAUGCCAUGUUAGGGUUACAAACACAUUUUCUGUCAUGGUCUAUGGCCCUGAAGUAGCCUUGGCCACCCAUGUGUUAAACUCUAGUUCCGCCACUGCCAGGGAGGACACGCGGAUCAAGACACGCGGAACCAGAGACGCGGAUCCAGAGACGUGGAUCCAGAGACGCGGAUCGGAAGAGACGCGGAUCCAGGGAGGAGACGCGGAUCCAGAGACGCGGAUCAGGGGAGGAGACGAGGAUCAGGGGAAGAGACGCGGAUCCAGGGGAGACACGGGGCUGCAGGUUCGCCCCGCGGGACAGCGAGUCACUAGCGGUCGCUCCCCGCACGAGUGGCGGUCAGAUCAGGGCGAGCGCCUGAUGGACGAGCUGCUACGGGACGAGAGGACGGGAGGAUGAGAGGACCAGAGACGUUACAAAUACGUGGAUAAUCCCUUUUCAGGUUUUCCCCCCAUCCUUUUCUCUGUAAAGCCUCCUCCGUGUUUGGGCUGUGAUACAGAAGGUCUGGACUGUGAGGUGUUGACCGAAAUUACCGUCAGAGCGAAGGGGAAAGAAAGUGCGGGGAAGGGAUUCCUAUAUUUAUCCUCACAUUAUUCCCCCUCAUGUGACCGUGUCGAAACGGUCUCGGACAUUUGAAGAACAAAGAGGAGAGUUAAAGCUUUCGGCAACAAAGCACGGAAUAUGAAAUAAACUAGAGCCCAUUGGUUUCUGAUGGAGCGUGGAUGAUGCGCGUGUUCUGCUCCUUGAGCCUCUCAAUCUGAAGAGCACCUCGAGGACACCGACGGCGGUCGGCGAGCUCCUUAAAACCGGAGAACCGGCGGGGAACGGAGUCCGGUCUGAUUGGAACAUUUAGAGCGAACCGACCAAGCCAAGCGUCUCAUCCAGCACCCUUCCUGUUGGGGUGGGGAGGGUGUAGUUAACCACCUCUAGUUUAGUCGUACACUUUGCGAAGGUCGGGCCCUUAACUGGUUGUUUUUUCUUUAAGUUGUCGAUUUAAAUAGGGUGCCAUUUAAAGUGGGACCUCAUUAGUGCGCCUCGGCACAGCCCAGCGCGGAGAGGGGAUGCGCGCGCGCUCCCCCUGCAGCGCGAAACGGAACCAGUCGAACAGGUUUUGGGAAGCUGCGCACGCGACAAGCCGCCGCUGCCCGGCGAUCAGCGAGCGAUUCGAAACGUUUUUGCACGAAUUUGCGGAAGGAGUUCGACUAUCGAGACGCGCUGCGUUCUUCUCGUGCACACGGAGGAGUUAACCAGGCGUUAUAAAAGCUCCAUGACGACCAGGGGAAUCUACCGAACAGGAUAAUCUUUUUCUAUUUUUUUUUCUCUCCCCACCGGUGAGGAAGCCCAGUCCAGUCCAGUCCAGUCCAGCCCCUGAUCAGCUUAGACGUCAGCCAGACACACUCCUCCACGUCGCAGCUGGACAGAAGCCUGAUGUCUGUGCAACCAGCCGGCAGGCCAUCACUGUUACCUCUCUGUCUCCCAGUCUCUGCAAUUGGUCUUCAUGUUAAUUCUUUAUAGAGCACCCCGCCACACCGGAUAGAGCUGCCUUGGUCCCGUUGGUCGACAAUGGAGCGGCUGUGGUUGUCCUUACUGUUCCUGGCCGUGGCCUGCAAGGGCCAGCCCUGUCCCAAGCGCUGUAUGUGCCAGAGCCUCUCUCCGUCACUGGCCAUCCUCUGCUCCAAGACCGGGCUGCUUUUCGUGCCCUCGGCCAUCGACCGGCGCACCGUGGAGCUGCGACUGCAGGAAAACUUCAUAACAGCGGUCCGAAGGAGAGACUUUGCCAACAUGACAAGCUUACUCCACCUGACUCUGUCCAGAAACACCAUCAGUCAGAUCCUCCCCUCAGCCUUCAGCGACCUGCGCCGCCUCAGGGCUCUCCACCUGGACUCAAACAGGCUCACUGUGAUAAAGGAUGACCACUUCAAGGGGCUGACCAACCUGCGCCACCUGAUCCUGGCCAACAACCAGCUGCACUCCAUCUCCCCGCACGCCUUCGACGACUUUGUGACCACGCUGGAGGACCUGGACCUGAGCUACAACAACUUGGCACAGGCGCCCUGGGAGACGGUGGGGCGUCUGACCAACGUCAACACCCUCAACAUGGACCACAAUCUCAUUGAGAACGUCCCCCAGGGGGUUUUCACCAACCUCCACAAGCUGGCAAGGCUGGAUAUGACGUCCAACAAGCUGAAGAAGAUUCCCCCAGAUCCACUGUUCCUGAGGAUCCCGGUUUACGCCAAGUCUCGGGGCUCCCCGCUGUCGUCGCUGGUGCUGAGCUUCGGCGGAAACCCACUCCACUGUAACUGUGAGCUGCUGUGGCUGCGGAGGCUGACCCGCGAGGACGACCUGGAGACCUGCGCCUCCCCCGACGACCUCAGCGCCAAGUACUUCUGGACCAUCCCCGAGGAGGAGUUCAUCUGUGACCCGCCGGUGCUGACCCGGAAGUCGCCGCGCACGCUGGGCCUGGAGGGCCAGCCCGCCAGCCUCAAGUGCAAAGCCAACGGUGACCCCGAGCCUGAGGUUCACUGGAUAAGCCCUGAGGGGAGACUUAUCUCCAACAGCUCUAGGACCAUGGUGUAUCCCAACGGAAGCCUGGACAUAAACGUGACGGCCCUGAAGGAUUCUGGGAACUUUACGUGCAUUGCAUCCAACGCGGCGGGCGAGUCCACGGGGCGCGUGGAGCUGGUGGUCACCGCCAUGCCGCAUUUAGCCAACAGCACCAGCCGCAGCAGAGACCCCUCGGCCGAGCCCGCCCCCUCAGACAUUCUCAUCUCCUCCAAGGCCGUGCUGCCAGGCAACGACAGCCGGGGGGCCGAGCGAAGGGUCUCUCUGGUGGAGCUGACGGGGAACUCGGCUCUGGUCCGCUGGAACAGCCAGAGCCUCUCGUCGGGCGUGAGGAUGUUCCAGGUCCAGUACAACAGCUCCGGGGACGACACGCUGGUGUACAGGAUGAUCCCGUCCAGCAGCAACGACUUCCUGGUGCGCGACCUGGCGGCCGGCCGAUCCUACGACUUGUGCGUGCUUUCGGUGUUUGACGAUGCCGUGACCUCGCUGACUGCCACACGUCCGCUGGGCUGCCUGUCCUUCACCACGGAGACUGAGUUCAGCCAGUGCCAGGCCCUGCACAGCCACUUCCUGGGCGGGACUAUGAUCAUCAUCAUCGGCGGGAUCAUCGUGGCGUCCGUGCUGGUGUUCAUCAUCAUCCUCAUGAUCCGCUACAAGGUCUACAGCAACCAGGGCGGCAGCGGCGGCGGGGAGGGCAAGGCGGCCAUGUCCCCAUCGUCCGGCGCCGGCCCAAGGCCGCAGAGCAAUGGUCAAGGAGGAGGGGGAGGGGCGGGGCUAGGGAUGGCCAUGCCCCGCUCGGCCUCUAAAGUGACUGACAGGCAGGAGGAGCCCCACUCCAGGGUCACGUCACCCGGCCACACGCUGAGAGACACCAUGGCGCUGGUGGAGGAGGGCAGCGGCAGCCACACAGGGGCCGCCAUGAAGAGGACUGACUGUCUGGCCAAUGAGGAGCUGCUGUCGCCCACCAACUCCCGCCUCUCCUCCAGGGUUGCCAUAGAGAUGAAAAGCAGGGUGCCAUCUGUCACCAAAGAACUCACUUCUCCCAACGAACUGACAGAUCUUCCCUUCCAGACCGAGGGCUCAGCACGCGCACACCGCGGCCGAACACACACCCAGGCACACACCCACACACGCACACACACACGCACCACAGAAGACCGACGGAUGGACAGAUAGAAAAGAAAAAGAAGAUGCCAAAUCUCCACUUCUCACUCUGCAACUUCCUCAUCCACCUCCCUCUUCAUCAUCAUCUUCAUUAAAAUUGUCAGGCUAUUCUUUUCUAUAUUUUAUUUUAUUGCUAUCACGGCCAUUUCAUCAACGUAACCAGGAUCACGUGAGAUCUGCCAAUCAAUUUGGAACCUGCAAAGCACCGGUUAUAAAUGAAAAGUGUUACUGAUGAGCCUAUAAUUGGCAGUAAAUAUGACUGUACAAUGUACUCCCUAUGACCACCGUCAUCAAUACGUCGUCUUUGCCAUCUUCAUCCCCAUCUUCAUCAUAACAGUUGCUAUUUUGGUUUUCACCCACACCGCCAUCAUCGCUUCCUCCCCCACCAUUACCAUAUUAAGUAUCAUCUCACACAUCCCAAUGGGGGAGUCUGGUUGCGUUAGCACAACGUUAAAAUAUUCAUUUGCACAGUCAACACAUUUCACUGACAGGGAGAGCUGGGAAAAGCCUCAUGAAAUACCAUCCAUGUUAAACCUGGUAUCAGCCACUCCCUACCAUGACAAUAAUACUGAGGAAUCAACGAAUUAGUUUUCCAUGCGUUAAAAGGCAUGCAUGGAUAACUUGACUCACAGCUUAUCGUUGGGGUGUAAGUCUGUAAGUGUGUGUGUGCGUGUGUGUGUGCCAAUGCGUGCACGUGUGUGUCUGUUUGUGUUGGUAAAUCACAUUCACUCUCAUCAUUGUUCUUGUUCCGAGCUCAGAGGGUAGCCAGUAACAUUACAGUACAGACGGUACAGCACAGACAGUAAAGUACGGACAGUACAGUACAGACGGUACAGCACAGACAGUACAGUAAAGACUUUACAGUACAGUACAGACAUUGCAGUACAGUACAGACAAUACAGUAAAAAAGGUACAGUACAGACAAUACAGUAAAAAAGGUACAGUACAGACAUAACAGUCAAGACGGUACAGUAAAGACAGUACAGUACAGACGGUACAGAAAGUGCAGUAAAGAACAGACGCCUCACCAAUGCUGAUGGAAGACAUAUUCAUACAUGAGUCCCUCUCACUCUCUCUCUCGCUACUGCUCGUGUUCCUCUUAGCUUUUCUUUGGGCUUUAUAUUUUGUAUGUGUACAUAAAACAAUUUCAAAUCUUAUAGUUUUGUACAUGUAAUUUUUAUGGUGUGUUGACUUUUUUCUAAUAAAAUAAAAUAAAAAAGAUGAGAGACCCUA
Molecule: messenger RNA, 5237 nt
Organism: Gadus macrocephalus (Pacific cod)
Lineage: Eukaryota; Metazoa; Chordata; Actinopteri; Gadiformes; Gadidae
Product: leucine-rich repeat and fibronectin type III domain-containing protein 1-like protein
Exons: 11
Coding region: 1842-4016 (724 amino acids)
Molecular function (GO): protein binding
Source: RefSeq, a predicted model, not a curated record